This is a messenger RNA of Tribolium castaneum (red flour beetle), 3953 nucleotides long. RefSeq names its product Optic atrophy 1 (gene Opa1). The transcript is spliced from 15 exons. Gene Ontology annotation, molecular function: GTPase activity; microtubule binding; GTP binding. The record is from RefSeq and is a predicted model, not a curated record. Bases 147 to 3116 code for a protein of 989 amino acids. NCBI's taxonomy places the organism in Eukaryota, Metazoa, Arthropoda, Insecta, Coleoptera, Tenebrionidae. Gene Ontology annotation, biological process: mitochondrial fusion. Gene Ontology annotation, cellular component: cytoplasm; mitochondrial membrane; microtubule.
UCAGCACAAGUUGGUAAUCUUUGAACCGGCUUAUGACAUUUCAAUGACAGCUGAUUUUUCCAAAACUGGAAAUUUAAACCUUUUUUGGAAAAUUACACUUCAAUAACCAAAAUAAUGCUGUAAAGGCAAGUCUCCACAACCGCAUAAUGGAGCACUUACUCAGGGGCAAGUUUGGCCGCAUUAUUAUAAGUUCUUAUUCCAAUAACCCACUGAAGUAUGGACCACGUAAACUAUACCAAAGAAAUUACGGUAGUCUUUGGGGCGGCCGAGCUCUUGAAAGGUCGCGCCCAUUGUUUCACCAGCAUUAUAAAUACCAGCGAAGGGAGUAUGGAAUGUUGAUAGUUAGAGCUUUAAGGGGGGUUUUAAAAAUACGGUACUUGCUGCUGGGAGGCGCUGUGGCAGGAGGGGGGGCGUUGCAAAAGAAAUACCAAGACUGGAAGGAUGGAAUGCCCGACUUGAAAUGGCUGGAUGAUGUCCUUCCUGACAAUGAAAAGUGGCAAGAAUGGCGCGGGAAUUUGAUCGAGUUUAAGGACAACAUUAAGAACAAUAUUUCAAUUGAUCCUAGGAUCAAGUCAUUGACUGAGUCAAAGUUAAGCGAGUUUAGGACGUGGUUUGACCAGCGAUUGGAUGACGCAAUAGCGGCCGCUGAGCAGCAAGACGGUCAGCUUCCUCCCGCUAUUGAUGGUGUUUUCUCCGGCCUUUCCGAGUUUGUAGACAGACUGUACUCAGAUACGAAAGAAAUGAAUACAGUGUUUGCAAAACCAUUUGGUGAUCCAGAACGAGAGGAAAGAGCGCGACGUGACGCCCAAACUCGCUUAAAUAACUUACAAGAUGAAAUAAUCCAAACACAAAUCAAAUAUCAAAAAGAAUUAGAACGACUUGAAAAAGAAAAUAAGGAAUUACGCAAACAAAACUUGCUACUAAAGCAAGGCAAAAAGCCACCCUCUAGAAAAAUCAAACGCAGUUUGAUCGACAUGUACAGCGAAGUUUUGGACGAACUCGCUGACUUUGAUAGUGGGUACAACACCCAAGACCAGUUACCCAGAGUUGUGGUUGUUGGUGAUCAAAGUAGUGGCAAGACUUCGGUCUUGGAAAUGAUUGCCCAAGCUAGGAUUUUUCCCAGAGGAGGAGGCGAAAUGAUGACGAGGGCACCGGUUAAAGUCACAUUGUCUGAAGGACCGUAUCAUGUGGCCCAGUUUAGGGAUUCCACCAGAGAGUUUGAUUUAACGAAAGAAUCGGAUUUGGCGGAUUUGAGGCGUGAGGUGGAAUUGAGGAUGAGGAAUAGUGUCAAAGGGGGGAAGACGGUAUCGAGUGAGGUGAUUUCAAUGACGGUUAAGGGGCCAGGGCUGCAAAGGAUGGUUCUAGUGGACUUGCCAGGUAUUAUUUCGACGGUCACUACGGACAUGGCGUCAGACACCCGCGAAUGCAUUAAGCAAAUGACCCAAACCUACAUGAACAACCCAAACGCCAUAAUUUUAUGCAUCCAAGACGGCGCCGUCGAUGCCGAAAGAAGCAACGUGACCGAUCUAGUAUCACAAUGCGACCCUCAAGGCAAACGAACAAUUUUCGUUUUAACCAAAGUGGACUUGGCUGAAGAAAAUUUAGCCGAUCCGAACAGAAUACGCAAAAUCCUCUCCGGCAAACUGUUCCCCAUGAAAGCCCUCGGCUACUUCGCCGUCGUCACGGGUCGAGGCCGCAAAGACGACCCGAUCCAGACCAUCAAAGACUACGAGGAAAACUUUUUCAAAAACUCGAAACUGUUCAAAGACGGCGUCAUUCGCUCGACGCAAGUCACCACGCGCAACUUGAGCCUUGCAGUGGCCGAUUGUUUCUGGAAAAUGGUCCGGGAAACAGUCGAGCAGCAAGCGGACGCGUUCAAAGCCCGCCGUUUUAAUCUCGAAACCGAGUGGAAAAACAAUUUCCCCCGAAUUCGGGAGCAAGAUAGAGACGAGUUGUUCGAACGAGCGCGUUCGGAAAUCCUCGAUGAAGUGGUUAACUUGUCACAAGUUAGUCCCAAGCAGUGGGAAGAGUGUCUCAUGAGUAAAAUCUGGGAGAAGGUUUCGAGUCAUGUGUUCGAAAACAUUUAUCUGCCGUCGGCACAAACCGGAAGUUCGGAAACGUUCAAUACUUCUGUUGAUAUUAAGUUGAGGCAGUGGGCCGAGCAGGCGCUUCCGGCCCAGUCGGUUGAGUCAGGCUGGGAAACUUUGCAACAGGAGUUUCAGAAGUUUAUGAGUAAAGCAAAGGAGGCGCCAGAUCAUGACGAUGUUUUCGAUUUGCUGAAAGCAGCGGUUGUUAGUGAGGCCAUGCAGAGGCACUCCUGGGAGGACAAAGCGUCGGAAAUGUUGAGAGUUAUUCAGUUGAACACUUUGGAGGAUCGGACAGUUGGUGAUAAACGAGACUGGGAUGCGGCUGUGAAAUUCCUCGAGAAUAGUGUUAAAGACAAGUUGAAGCAGACGGAAGACUUGUUGAGGGAUAUUUUGGGGCCUUCGGCGAAAGAACGGUGGCUGUACUGGAAGUACCAAAGUGAGGAACAGGCCAAAAGAAGCGCCGUUAAGUCAGAAUUAGACAAAAUCCUCUACUCUAAUGAAAAACACCCUCCUCUGCUUAGUUACGACGAAUUAACCACAAUUAGGAACAAUUUACUGCAACGUAACAGUAUAGAGGUUGAUAAUGAGUUUAUACGCGAAGUGUGGUUCCCCGUUUACAGGCGUCAUUUUUUGAAACAGUCACUUGUGAAAGCGUACGAUUGUCGAAAGUCGUUUUAUUUGUAUCACCAACAAGCCGAUGUUGAUUGUUCCGAUGUUGUCCUCUUUCACCGAAUUCAACAAAUGAUGAAAGUUACAGCAAAUGCGCUUAGGCAACAAAUAACAAAUCGUGAAGCCCGGAGGUUAGAUAAAGAAAUUAAAGAAGUGUUGGAGGAUUACAGCCAGGAUGGUGACAAGAAGGAGACGCUACUUACAGGCAGGAGGGUCACGCUAGCUGAGGAACUGAAGCGGGUCCGCCAGAUCCAGGAGAAGCUGGAAGAGUUCAUCCAGGCGCUGAACAAGGAAAAGAGCAAAGGUAAUACGAAGUUUAAAAUUGGUAUUUUGAAUACUGCAGGAACGUUGUUGUUGUGAGGAGUCAAGUUCGUUUAUUGUUAAGCGAGUAAAAAGUAGUUUCUCUUUAUUUUUAUUUAUGUACUGGCAAAUUUGCAUUUUAUAAACCAAUUUUUGUUUUUAUUUGAAUAAAUUGUUUAACUCAGUAUUACCCGUUGUUUGUUAUGUGUUUCCCCUGAUUGUUCAAAUGAACGAAAUCGGCACUGAUAAGAUAACAUGAGGUAUGUGUGUAUGGAAUUCCUAUUAAGCUGUUUGUAAUAUCAAACAAUAUUAAUCUGAGCGAGAUAAGUGAUGCUUUUAACGAAAGAUAAAGCAUUUUAUGUAAAACGUUUUAAUGUAAAUUGUUAUAGUUAUAAUAAAAAAUGAGCGGAAAUGUGAUCAAAUGUGUUGCUGUGGGGGACGGUUUUGUUGGCAAAACGACUCUGCUUAUGAGGUUAUGUGGAAAAGAAAUUGAUAAAAAUUACACACCAACUAUAUUUGAGAAUCAUUCCAUAAGUACUGUACACAAUGGACAGAACUAUGAUAUUGUACUUUUUGACACAGCUGGCCAGGAAGACUAUAGCCUGUUAAGGAAACAAGUUUAUGAAUCUGCGGAUGUGUUUUUAAUAUGCUUUGAUGUUACAAACGCGAGUUCUUUCGCAAAUGUUAAAACAGUCGUAAUGGAUACCGGAAAUCGAAGAAAUCGGGAUAAGCCAACAAGCGAAAAUUUUAUUGGGAACAAAAUGUGAUCUGCGCUGUGAUCCUGAAACGAUCGAUCGGCUAAAUGCCAAUCGUGAGAUUUUCAUCAGUGAAAAUAUGGCAAAAAAACUGGCCGAAAGUCACAACAUGAAAUACGUAGAAUGCUCGGCAUUUAUAGAA